Messenger RNA from Megalobrama amblycephala (Wuchang bream), 1213 nucleotides. Its product is annotated as granzyme B(G,H)-like. The coding region runs from base 319 to 1080 and encodes 253 amino acids. Gene Ontology annotation, biological process: proteolysis. NCBI's taxonomy places the organism in Eukaryota, Metazoa, Chordata, Actinopteri, Cypriniformes, Xenocyprididae. The transcript is spliced from 5 exons. The record is from RefSeq and is a predicted model, not a curated record. Gene Ontology annotation, molecular function: serine-type endopeptidase activity.
UCCAGUCAAGCAAGUACGGCUCAUAUAUACUUGAAUGGAGAAAGACGUAAGAAUAAAAUCAGACAAAAAUGGUAUAAUAAAUUAAGCUUUUUUAAAAAUUAAAUCUAAUCAUUCAAAUCAUCUGUGGCUUCAAUGUGAGACCACAAGGAUUAACAAGAACAGUACUUUCUCAUCAUUGUGUUGCUCGUACAACAAUAGGCCUAUAUUUAAGAAAAAAAGAAAAGGUGGAGUAACAUGCCGCUUAAUGUCUCCGCCCAUAUUUAAAAUAGAUUUAUACCAUGUUUAGCCAGUGAGAUCUCAGUGAUUGUCAUCUUCAUCAUGACCAUCAUCAUCUCUCUGCUCCUGCUGGCCUCUCUGCUGCCACACUUGACCUUCACUGCUCGUGUGAAUGUGGGUAUAGUGAACGGCAGGGAAGCCAAACCUCACUCCAGACCUUACAUGGUUUCUCUUCAGAAGAACAGGAAUCAUAUCUGUGGUGGAUUCCUCAUUUCUGAUCAGUUUGUCUUGACUGCUGCACAUUGCUGGAACGGAUAUGCGAUUUUGACGGUUGUGGUUGGUGCUCAUGACUUAAGAAACAGCGAGAGUUCAAAUCGCAUCGGAGUGAAGUCCUACAUCCCACAUCCAAAUUAUACAUCUAGGCCUAAUCGGAAUGACAUCAUGCUUUUGAAGCUAGAGAAAAAAGUCAAACUAAACAACAAUGUUAGCCUGAUAUCAUUACCAAGGAAUGGAGAAGACGUGGGAACAGAUACUGUCUGUAUUGUUGCCGGCUGGGGAAGACUGCAGACCAAUGGCGCAGGAAGCAACCGUCUAAUGGAGGCAAACGUGACUACAAUAAAUCAGGCAGAUUGUCAGCGUAGAUGGGAAUUGACCUUCCUGGCCUCACAGAUGAUCUGUGCAUAUGGCGGUGGUGGAUCCUGCAAAGGGGAUUCAGGAGGUCCUUUGGUUUGUGGAGACACUGCUGUUGGGGUCACGUCUUUUGGAUAUAGAUAUCUCUGCAAUUCACCCGAGCAUCCUAAUGUGUAUACUAAGAUUUCAGCAUUUAUUCAAUGGAUCCGCAAAGAAAUUGGAAAUAUUAAGUGACUUCAUGUAAACUAAAAAAGGAAGAAAUGUUUUUCUUGAAUUCUUCCAUAAACCGUCUUUCAAUAAAAGUAUCACAUGGCAAGCAUUAAUUAUAGUCAAAGUGUUCUCGUUGUCACAACCACAUAUAAUUACA